Molecule: messenger RNA, 792 nt
Organism: Harmonia axyridis
Lineage: Eukaryota; Metazoa; Arthropoda; Insecta; Coleoptera; Coccinellidae
Product: venom allergen 5.01-like
Exons: 6
Coding region: 61-675 (204 amino acids)
Source: RefSeq, a predicted model, not a curated record
UUGAUAGUGGUUAAAAAUAUCGUUCAAUUGUUCUUUUAUAGCCCAUUAGUGAUUCCUUCAAUGCUAUUCGAAAAUAUGAAGCUUUUCAUACUAAUAUUCCUGAUUUCGAAUGAUUUAAUAGAAUAUUGUGCCUCUAAAUGCCCCGACGGUAUAAACGGUCAAGGUAUGUCAGCAAAAUCUCGUAUAAGUGUAUUGUUCUGGCACAAAUACUAUAGAAAUGAGCUGAUUGAAGGAACUUUGCCCAAUCUCCCGAAAGCAGAAAAAAUGCCGGAAAUAUUCUACGAAAAUGAACUGGAGAUUGAAGCUCAAUAUCUAGCUAAUCGUUGCCAUUACGAACAUGAAAAUGUUACCACAAAAACCUGGGGGGAUGUUGGUCUAAAUUUAUAUAUGGAAUCGAGCAAACAGUUCGAUAAAACACAAGAAUGGGCUCAGGUAAUUUAUGAAUGGUGGCUUGAACAAGACAUGUAUUAUUAUGGUAAACCUAUUAUUCCUGCAGCAAGACAUUUUGGUCAGAUGAUUUGGGCUAAAACGGAGUAUAUUGGAUGUGGUUUCACUCUAUUUCCAAUAAAACAUCCAAAUCUGACUCUUUUUCACAAGUUUUACGUCUGUGCAUAUGCCCCUAAAGGGAAUAUUCCUAAUGAACUCCCCUAUGAGGCUGUUCCUGGUAAGCUCUAAUGGAUUGACAAUCAUGUUAGCGAUUAAGGAAGCAACGAAAAAUCGUUUAUGUUUAUUAAAUAUAAUUUAUCUCAUUCAUCAUAUAAAUGUCGCGAUCGAAUAAAGUACACAACAAAU